GGCCACCGUAGUAGCGGCGCUCUGAUCCCCAUGACAACAGGGAGAAGCAGCGGGAGGCUUCUGGGCGGUGCAGUAGCUGCGGCCGAUUGGAGCAAACAAGGAGCGGAAUCCGUGGACUGCCCGCGGCCCCGAGGGCGCAGCUCCUGGACUGACUGGCGCUGUCCUGCCCAAUGGACGCCUCCUCUAGCCCGUGGAAUCCAACCCCGGCUCCCGUCAGCAGCCCCUCCCUGCUGCUCCCCAUCCCUGCCAUUGUCGUCCUCGCUGUGGGCAUCUAUUUGUUGCUGCUGGGCCUAGUGCUGCUGACUAGGCACUGCCUGCUGGCCCAGGGCUGCUGCACAGACUGCAGCUCCCCCUGCAGGAAGCAAGGCGCCUCCAGGCCCCAAGACUGUUGCUGGACCUGCGCAGAAGCCUGUGACUUUCCUCUGCCCAGCCCAGCCCACUACCUGGAUGCCUGCUGCCCCCAGCCCGCCGAAUCUGAUUGGGCCCCUCGCUGCCCUCGCUGCUGCCCGCUCUGUGACUGUGCCUGUGCGUGCCAGCUUCCUGACUGCCAGAGCCUCAACUGUCUCUGCUUUGAGAUCAAGCUCCGAUGACAAGACGCAGGGUCCCUGCCCUUUGGGGAGCGGCCAGCUCCCAGGGCCCACAGGCCCUGUACCCUGAGGGGCCUCAGGACACUUUUCUCCAGGCUAUUGGAACCACAAAUGGACUACCCAGCUCACCAGCCUGGCAACCAGCAGUGGAGAGCCUGCCUCCCUGCAGAGUGGGACUCAAGGAGCCCUCCGCCAGCUGCAUGGCGGCCCCUUUGGAGGGCCAGAAGAGAGAGUGGCUGGUGCUCUGCCAGAUCCCUGUCCAAAGAUUUCUCCUGACAACCUUUUGAGGGCAUCAGUCUGGAUUUCCAAGGAAGAAAUUUCCUCUGAAGUACUGGUGAGUGGACAGGGGACCCUCCCCCCACCCCCAAAGAGGCAGGCCCACAGCUUCCUCCCCAUCCUUCACUUUAGGCCCCCAGCUGGCAUGAAUGUCAGGAGCUUCAGGUUUCCCUAAAUAUAGAUCCCCUGCCAGGGGAUCUGUGGUGAGGAAAGGGCAAGGGUCACCGGAGAAGGUCGGGGACAUUGGUUGGGGGUAGGGCAGGAGCUGCCUUAUAACCCAGCCCGGGUGUGGCCUGACUCACUCGCUGCUGACCAGGCUCUGCCCGCUCCUUCGGCCUCCUCCUCGCAGGUGGGCGCCAGCAGGACGGAGCGGGGGUGGGGCUGGGCUGAAGGCGUCGGGAUUAAGAGGGGAGACCUGGCGGGUAGGAUAGGGAGGCUAGAAAAAUAUCUGGGAGGCUGACAGCGGGCGGACGGAUUUUAUUUUGGAGAAGGAAGUCAGUGCCAGGGAGAAGUUUCGCAGGGACUCUGGCCUCGCCUCCCCAGACUUGCUUGGGCAGAGUGGUAGCCGGCGGGUUUCCGCUGGGUCUGGCUUUCGGGGGGCGGCCCGGGCGGCGGGAGCCAGACCCGCCGGAAUGGGGCGCAGAUGUCUCCCCGCGGGACACCCGGAACCGCUGCCGCCUCGCCUCCGCCCCUUGCCAACCCCUGCCGUCUCCUCGCGCUCCCCGUGCGUGCCCUCGCCGCCCUCUCUUCCGCCGGGGCUCGCAGUCGCUUGACCUCUGGAUUCGGUUACAACGCGACGCACGCUGCCUCAGCGCAGCCGGAAGCUGGGGCUGCCCCGGGCCGCUGGACUGGGCCCCUGGCGGGGGAAGCUGAGCCUCAGUCUUUUCGGGAUGUGCCACCCGCUUUUCUCCGACCCGACCCCCACCGCAUCCCCAUCUCUGCCGGUGCCCCAAAUCGGCUGAGUCACAGCGCCCCAAAGCACGCCAAGCGGGGGGGGGGGGAGGAGAAGGGAGAGGGAGGGGAGGGCCCCCGCGACCCGCGGGAUGUGGCCCGA
Molecule: messenger RNA, 1917 nt
Organism: Aethalodelphis obliquidens (Pacific white-sided dolphin)
Lineage: Eukaryota; Metazoa; Chordata; Mammalia; Artiodactyla; Delphinidae
Product: keratin-associated protein 10-10
Exons: 6
Coding region: 171-590 (139 amino acids)
Source: RefSeq, a predicted model, not a curated record